This is a messenger RNA of Loa loa (African eye worm), 567 nucleotides long. RefSeq lists its product as hypothetical. The coding region runs from base 1 to 567 and encodes 188 amino acids. Lineage: Eukaryota; Metazoa; Nematoda; Chromadorea; Rhabditida; Onchocercidae. The transcript is spliced from 5 exons. The record is from RefSeq and is a predicted model, not a curated record.
AUGGUUGAAAACCAAUCAACGAAUUGUAAAUUUGAUCAAAAUGUUUGGCAAGAAUUACGACGAACAAUGGAAUGCUUAUCAGAUCAGCCAUUUCAUAUCAUAUUUAUCAAAGGAAAUGUAAAUGAUGAUUAUUCGUAUCCACAAAGUGAAGUUACACAAUCUGAAAAUACCACUCAACCUGAUGUGAUGUCUUCGUCUAAUCUGAAAACAGCCAGUGAUGGUGGAAAUAUGAGUGAAAUGGAAAAAAUGAUAGAACCAUCGGUGAAAUUCCCAUUAUGUAAUCGAACGAAACAAUUGCAAAGUAAUAAUAUUGCACAACUUAAUAAUAUCUUUAACACCGAUACAAGAAAGACAAUUGAAUUGUCAUCACAUUGUAAGGAAAUAAUUCACAGAGAGCUUACUUUUUGGCACGAUCGUAUACAAUUUGAAAUGAAACAGACAGAUGCAAUAAUGGCAAAUUUAUGUGCAAGAAUGGACCGAAUAAAAAAACUUAACAAAGAGCUUCGUGAUCUUUUAAUGUAUUUUAAAGAUGACACUGAUAGUUCGAUGACAUCAUCAACAUGCUAG